CGGACAGACAGAUCAAUGCGUUGCACGUGUAACAAGUUACGUACGAGUGAAAAAAAUAUGUAUAUACUAAAUCAUAUAAGCGAAAAUUAUGUGCAGAUGAGUGUUUAAGUGUACAGUUUUGUGAUUUGUCAUAAUUGUGAGCAGUGAGCAGGCUCCAGUAUGCAGAGUACCUCUCCACGAUGGCGGUGGGUCGUGGCCAUCGGGAGCGCUAUGCUGGCCGUCGGAGCCCUGACCUCCGCACUGGCAUGGAACCUAAUCUUCGAUUCCAUUCUGCAGUCGCAACUUGCCCUGGUCCCCGGCACACGCACGUACGAGACGUGGCUGGGACCGGCAGUGCCACUCUUCUUCGAAAUCUAUUUCUUCAACUGGACAAACCCUGACACUUUUCCUGGGGAGAAACCACAUUUGGUACAACUCGGCCCGUACCGCUUCAGAGAGCACCGCGAGCACGUGAACGUGACGUGGAACCGAGCGGAGCACACCCUGGGCUACCGCACCUUCCGCAGCUGGCAGUUUGACGACUCCAGCGAGGGCAGCCUGGAUGACGUUAUCACCACCGUUGACGUUAUCACUGCUUCAGCAGUCCACCGCGAACGCCCCAAUCAGAGCCACUUCGAGCAGUACAUGUUCAGUGUAUUCUUGAAGAACACCUUCACUGGCCACCGGGUGCACGUGACCAAGACUGCCAGGGAACUGUUGUUCGAGGGCUACAGCGACUGGCUGCUAACGUUAGCCCAGGUCAUGCCUGACGACCCUUCUGGAGCACCCAAGUUCGAUAAGUUUGGAUGGUUUUAUCAGAGGAAUAAUUCCUUGGACACGGAUGGCUACAUGGAAGUGACGACUGGUGAAGAAACCGGCACGCUCCCCGGACAGAUCGUGAGGUGGAACCAUGAGGACCAUCUAGAGUAUUACCAGGGAAAAUGUUCAAGGCUAGCAGGCAGCGCGGGCGAGUUCUUGCCCCGGAACCUGUCCGAGCACUCGACGCUGACGAUGUUCGUGCCAGACCUGUGUCGCACCGUUGAGAUGCCCUACGUGCACAGCGGCCAGUACUUCGGUCUUCACUACCUCAAGUUUGCUAUGGCUCCUAGUAGUUUCGAUAACUCCUCUGUGUCGUCAGAAAAUUCAUGUUUCUGUAAUGGUCCGUGCGAAUGGCACGGCGUCAUGAACGUAUCUGCGUGUAGGUUCAAUUCUCCCACAUUCAUCUCGUCGCCUCACUUCCUGCACGCUGACCCUCGUCUCCAAGACCUGUUCACGGGACUCAACCCUGAUCCAGAGAAACAUUCCUUCUAUUUUGCCGUUGAGCCUAGAUUGGGCAUUCCAGUUGACGUGGCAGCCAGGUUCCAAUUGAACAUUUACAUGGAACCGGAUAAUGGAUUAUACUUGAAGGUGCCAAAGCUGCUGUUCCCAGUCUUCUGGGUCCAACAGCGAGUAUCGUUAGACGAGAAGACAGUAGACGAGUUAUAUAUGGCGAGGAGUAUCCUCGACUGGGGAGCCACCUUCUGUGUCGGAACAGCCCUGGCCUUCGCCAUCGUCGCAGUGGUAGCUACAUGCAACUUCUGUAGGAGAACUAAACCAGAAUACACGAAACCCAAAAAUCAUAAAAUCAUUGACGAAGCGGAGAUGAAAUUAAAUCCUAUGUGACAAAAGACAUUUUUAGUAAUAAUUAAUUCGAACAGUUGUAUAGUGAAUUCAGUGAGGCCUAUAUUUGAACAGGACUAAUGUUAGCUAAGAACUCAAAUAGUGAUGGGACAAGGCCCGAAGAAAAGUAAAAAAUUUAGUUAAAUUCGUUUUAAGUAUGCUUACUUGCCAAAUACGAUUUUAAAACGCAUUAAAAUUACUCGAACAACGUAAUAAACACGUUUCCGUGAGUUAAAAAGAACACGUUUCCAUGAGUUAAAAUGGGAAACAAAAUUUGUUUAUUUUUAUUAUUAAGACUACAGAAAACAUUUUCAUUCGCAUAUCAUGUGAAAAAUAGAACGUAUGCUUUACUAAAAUAAAAAGAACAUGCCUAAAUAUUGUGCAUACACAACAGUCAGUUUACACGUUGCGAUUUGCGAUUGGACGAGUUAGUAGUUAGCUUGAACGACUAACUAACAAUCCCUAUUAGUGAGUUCAGUAAAUUUUAGUGAAAACUUUAUUGAAUACAUGUAUGGUAGUGAAGAGUACAGGGUAUUAAUAAACGUACCAUGACGAUAUAUAGAUGAUUGUGUAUGUAUGUAGUUUGAAGCAGUGGUUAUGGACCGAGGUUAGAAUUCUACCCUUGCCACAUGAGUUUGUAUACCAAUCUGACUCAUGUAUAGUAGUUUUCAUCGACCACCACUUGCUUCCUGUGAAGGAAAACAUCGUGAGGAAACCUGCACACUGGUUGAUUAUUAACUUGUGUGUAAAAUGGAAAAGGCAACGGCAAACCACUCCAUUAAUAAUAAAGAAAGUUGUUGUCUCUGUUUCAUUCCAGGUAACGACCUCAGCCAUGAGGAAAUAUGUAUAUAGAGAGAGUGUAUGUAUGUAUGGCUGUUAAGUAAAUCUCAUUUGUAAAUAUUUGUGAAUAGUAUCACUAGCCUAUAUCAAAUCGAUAUUACAUUAGAACUAUAUUAAUAAAGUUAGUUUGACCACGAUAGAGUUUAUAUUAAUUGUUAAAUAAACAUACAGACAGAUUACGCACAGACAAACAUUUUCCAUUAUGCUAUUUGAACAAAUAUAUAGUUUAGCUCUACUUUAUUUUGUUUUGUAAAUUGUUUUGUUUUAUCACCGAAUAUUUGCUCGUAAUAAAUUAUUUUUCUUUACACGAAGAAUAUUUUAAAAGUUACUGUUAUACAAAAUUUCUGUAAUUAAUUUUUGUUUGCAUUAAAUGGAAUUAUAUAGAAUAACAAGUUUUUUAAAACUCAAAAAUCUACAAAACACAAACACCAACUUUUCUCUGAUGUAGGUUAACAAAAAAAAACGUAGAAUAUAGAAAAAUACAAAAUGAACAAACUAUAUAUACUUACAUAUAAUAUGUAUUUAGAAAAGCUGAAUAAUCAAUAAAUGGAUUGCUUUUCACUCUUUGUUGUGCUCUUUACAUUUUGAUUUGUUUGAUGUGAGAGCCAGAGUGGAUUGCACCAGUCGACGCCCAGCUUUACGUUGUUCUGCGCAGGUUAAAGUCAACGUCAAAGUUGAGUGGUACAACCGAAAAGCGAUGAGCUUAUUGGACAGAUAGUGCAGGUGUAGUGUACCUAUGCAAUAUUAUUAUUAACGUAAAAGUAAUCAAUAUAUUGUAAUUAGGUAUUAUAUUAAGUUUAUAUGGACCAAAGACAAUUCAAGUCGCUUGGUUCCGAAGCGAUGUUUUUUUGACAGGAGUAAGGAAUCGAAACAGAAGCAUUCUGAGUGGCGUCCAAAAUUCAUGAAAAAAAAAGAAGAGCAUUAGAUUUACACAUCCUAAUCUAACUAAAUAUUACUAUAUACUACAAUAUUACAUAUUAUUUUGAUUAGCUAUCUUAAUUUUAACUGAGCAGGAGCGCGAAACAUUGUUUCUUCUUUUAUUUAUUAAUCCAGGAAAACAGUUACAGGUCGUAUCACUAAACAAAACAUCGCCAAACUGUAAACAGUACAAACAAAAAAGUGGAAAAACAAAUUGUCAAUUGGAAAAUCUACAAUUUUAUAUAAUUGUCGGCGUAAAACAAAUACACUUUUGACAUAACCUAAUAUUAUAUGAAAUUAAGAUUUUUCUAUUAUUACAUAAGUAACGAAUAUAUACAUAAGUAAAUACUCGCAAUAAUAGAAAAAUCUUAAUUCGUAGUGAUAAUACUAAACGAUAUACUUAUUGUGACGCUGUGCAGCCCUCAAUUUGUCAACUGGGCGAGUAGAGCGCGCGUACAUAAACCGGUUUUAUCCAGUAUUCCCAAGUUCGCAACAAACUGUUAGUAGACAAACACACAUGCGCUGAAUACUUGUAGAAGUGUACCUAUGAAAUCGUAAUUAUAUGAAGCUUAAGCCUCUGUUCUGAUUUACUCCUGUGGUUUUCAUCGCGAGGAACCGUGCACUAAUUGCGUAGGUAGGUAACGUCUACUGCCAUUAGAUAGCAGUAUUUGUAAAGUCAUGUCACGUGUCUUUAGGUAACUUUAAUAAAAAGAGUGUUAUAACAGACUCGACACGAAGAAAGACAUUCCAAAUAUAAUGAUGUAUAUAAUAAAAUCAGGAAAAAACGUCACUCUAGAUCUACUCGUAUUUGAUAAUAAGUUAUUUUUAUUUAUUGAAAGAUCAAAUAGUAUAAUUUUAUUCCAUAUUUUGUAAUAACUAGAUAUUAUGUUAAUUAUUUAAAUAAGUGUACUAUUGAUUAAAUCAUCCAUGUAUAUUUACAUCGAAAUGACGUUAAUGCAAUUAAAAUUUUAUUUUAUACAUUUUAUUGUG
Plodia interpunctella (Indianmeal moth) is the source of this 4386-nucleotide messenger RNA. RefSeq names its product protein peste-like (gene SCRB4). NCBI's taxonomy places the organism in Eukaryota, Metazoa, Arthropoda, Insecta, Lepidoptera, Pyralidae. The transcript is spliced from 11 exons. Gene Ontology annotation, molecular function: scavenger receptor activity. The record is from RefSeq and is a predicted model, not a curated record. Gene Ontology annotation, cellular component: membrane; cytoplasm. The coding region runs from base 160 to 1641 and encodes 493 amino acids.